AUGUAAGAGAUUGAGAAUAGAGAUAAUUAAGUUAUAUAUGAGUUUUUAUCAAAAGUUUUAGAUAAUGAAGAAUUUGAGCAAGACAAGUCUAUGAUAAGAUUUGUUUUGGUUGAAGACAUUAAAAUAUUAGUGGCUUUUUACAAGUUUUUUAAAUAAGAAGGUAAAGUAGUAUAAUUGAAAGUUGUAAACGAAUUAGUAAACUAAAAAGAUAAAAUAUAAUCUCACAGAACGACUGAGUCGAUUCGGUCUAGGUUUAGAUAUUAUCACUCUAAAUUGGAUAGGAAUAGGCUGCUUAAUUUAGUUGAUUUUUAUUUUUACUUAGUUUAGGAAAACGAAAAGCGUAAUAGAAGAUGUAAUAAAUAUACUAGACAUUAUGGUCUCUUACAUAAAUCCUGCUCUAUUUUAGAAUUCGAUAAAGUCAAGUAAGAGUUUCACAUAUAAUUUAUGGAUUUCAACUAAAGAUAAAAAAAGUAUGAGUUUAAGUUUUACACAUCAUAACAAGAGGCUGAGCUGAUAAAAAAAAUUCCAGUUAUAACUAAAAAAAUAUUAGAAUAGCCUUAGGAAAAUGAUUGGCGAUAGGAAGAUUUUAAAGAUGAAAAAGGAGAUAAUUAAUAGGAAUAUGUUGAGGAUGAUAUAGAAAAUGUUGAAGAAAGUGAUGGUGAAGAGAUAGGGUAGAAAGUUGCCAAAAAAUGGCAAUUAGUUACUCCAAGCUCCUCUGAAUAUAGUUCGUCAGAGAAAAAAAAAUAGAUUGAAACAACUAAAAAAAAAUUAUUUUAAAAAUAAAUUAUCAGAUAGCUAAAAGAUGAUUAAUAAAAUAUUUAGUAACCCAUAUAACUUAGCUAAAACAUCAAGAAUUAGGCUUAAAAGGUAGACUAAAAAGAAAAGCAAAAAAACUCGUAAGAACAAUUUUAAACGAAUUCAUAAAAUAUUUAAGAACAUAAAGUAGGAAGUACUACUACUAAUAAUAAUAAUAAUGAUAAUGAUAAUGAGAAUUUGUCAUUUAAAAAUGUUGUUAAAUAAAUAUAAUAAUACGAAAGCAAUUUUUAGAACGCUUAAAAGAAGAAGCAUCAUGAAUGCUAUAUAUAGCAAGAAAAUAGCUAAAAUUUCUUUGAUAAUAUGAGAAAUAGCGAAUUUAUGGGAGUCUUUAACUAGCCACCUUUUGGCAUAAAUAGUAAUUAAAAUUAUUACUAAGUAAUGCAAGAGCCAAAAUAAAAAUAUAAUAUGAAUUAAUUCUAGAAUUACCCUCAAAACUUUUACUUUAAUGCUUUAGAAAACAAUAAUUAAUAAGAUUUUUCUAAUAAACUUACUUAAAAUUUCAACAUAGGAGAUUAACCAAACAAUUUAGUUUAUAGGGAAAAUAAUUUAAAGAGAAAAGUUAGUCCUUUAUUUUACAAUAAAGAUGACAUAUAAAAUAUUAAUUAAAAUAAUGCUUAUGAAUCUGGUGAAGAUGAUGAAGCUGUGCUGGAAGAUCUUUCAGAAGACUCCAACUAAGAAUUAUUGCAGCUAAUACUUAAGAAAAAUAUAAUUUAUAAAAUGAAAGAGCAUUACAAAGAAGUAAUUUUUUAAGGUGAAAUUUAAACAGAAAACUAAAAAACUAUUAAUUACUUACUAGCAAAUUAAGAGCCAUCCAAUAAAUUAUUUUAAGAUUUAGAGGAAGAAUUAUAGGUUUAUUAGCAAGAAUUAAAUAAAUAAGAGAAAUGGGAUAACUUGAUAAAAUACUUAAAUGAGUAAUAUAGCUUAACUAAUGAGCAAAUUAUAUGUAUGCUUGACUUCUGCAAUUGGGAUACUAAAUUAAUAUUAAGCUACUUAUCAGAUCCUUCUUUUAAACCUUAGGAUUUGAUUUGGAACACCUAGGAAGAUGAAUAAUUAACAAAUAAUAGAGAAAUAAAAGAAAAUGAUUUAAGUUUAAAAAGCUUUGAAUAACAAAAUAAAAGAAAAUAGUUUCUAUAAAAAAUCAACAAUUAAUUGUAAUAAAAAUAAGAUUAAAAUUGA
Tetrahymena thermophila SB210 is the source of this 1992-nucleotide messenger RNA. Its product is annotated as E1-E2 ATPase family protein. The record is from RefSeq and is a predicted model, not a curated record. The transcript has a single exon. NCBI's taxonomy places the organism in Eukaryota, Ciliophora, Oligohymenophorea, Hymenostomatida, Tetrahymenidae.